AUGAACCCCAUCGAGAACGUCUGGGAGUUUUUGAAAUCUGAAGUUACGAUGAAAGCCCCUACAACCAAGCAAGAGUUGAUCAAUAUACUUAAUGACACUUGGAAACAUAACCCAGAGCUCAAAAUAAAAAUUCAAAACUGCAUAAGCAGUAUGCCACGUCGCGUUGAAGCUGUGUUGGCUGCGAAAGGUGGUCUACAAAAUACUGAUUUUUGCAUGUGA
This is a messenger RNA of Acanthoscelides obtectus, 219 nucleotides long. The record is from the annotation of a GenBank genome assembly. NCBI's taxonomy places the organism in Eukaryota, Metazoa, Arthropoda, Insecta, Coleoptera, Chrysomelidae.